This is a messenger RNA of Cyanidioschyzon merolae strain 10D, 3753 nucleotides long. RefSeq names its product probable tRNA splicing endonuclease positive effector Sen1p. Gene Ontology annotation, molecular function: helicase activity. The transcript has a single exon. The coding region runs from base 1 to 3753 and encodes 1250 amino acids. NCBI's taxonomy places the organism in Eukaryota, Rhodophyta, Bangiophyceae, Cyanidiales, Cyanidiaceae. The record is from RefSeq and is a predicted model, not a curated record.
AUGACCGAGAAUGUUUCCUUACCAUUUUUCUGGUUCGAAGGAACGUUCACACUGGACCAGGAAUUCCCAACUGAACGCUUGAGAGCCGCUCGCGGUGAAGCAUAUAGAUGCAAGAUGCCGCUCGGCGACAGUCCUGUAGCUGCCACGCCCGCGCGCACGCCCUCCAACGCAUCGGGCCACACCGCAGACACAGUGGCCAACACUGUAUCACUCUUCUGGUAUCGUUUACGCGAACAAAACACACUCCCUACAGCGUUUAUCAGUACCACCGGUGCACCGUUUGCAAACGUCAAUGUCGGUAUGCGAGCGGCUUUGGACCGGAUUCUGUCCAGUGAACCGAAAAAUUGGCCAAACUCUCUAACUUCAGUUAACGCAGUUGCUGGUGCCUGCAAAAGGUCCUCGGAGGCGGAGAACCUUCCGUUCCGGAACCCCGACGAGUACAUCGCCUUCUUCACGCAGCUCGUCGACAUAGAGGUAUGUAGUGAGCUCUACAACGCGUUUGAUAGUGUUCUGCGGACACUCUCCGCAGCGCUGACGCCAGAAAAGUCUGGCCUCGUGGUGCUGGUAAGCACUCGAGGCGAUCCAGUUCCAGUGGAGCCACGAGGCGCCACCAAGGUAUCAGCAGAGCCGGUUUCAACUCACGACGAACCGGGAUCAAGUGCACUAGUGGAAGUUCCCAUUAAGAUUCAGAGCAAAGAAACCAUUUUUGAUCAUGAUAUUCUGCUGUUGCUUCCGUGUACGCGUGAGGACCAGCGCCUUACGGGCGCUCAGCUACGCGAGAUUCGGCAACAACCUCUUCUGGGCAUUGUCCAGCACCGGGCGGGCUCACCGCUGAUGCUACGCAUGCAACGUGCACGUGCCGAAGCCUGGCUUGAGCAGCAGCAGCAGCAGCAGCAGCAGCAGCAACGUCAAUGGGAAACAGCUCGCACAGAUUGCUCAUCAGGUCCCUUGAACAGCGCCAUAGGAUCCGAAAACGCCGCAUGUACCCCGCCGACGCCAGCAAUACGUCUCAUGAGCACGCUGAACCACGCACGCGAGCUUGGUGCGCUCUCCAGUAUCGCAGAGAUGGAGCUGGCUCCUGUGAUACUGGAUCCGGCAGGUGCUGCAGCGGAGCAGCAGCGUGAGCUGGCCCCUGGGCCGCAGCGAUCCGAACUGGAUGCAUAUCUCGCGGUGAUUUCGAACCAGCGAGGUCUCAAUCGAUCCCAGUACGAGGCGGUGCGGGCCUCCGUGCACCGUCAAAGAGGAUUCGCGUUGAUUCAUGGCCCGCCUGGUACCGGGAAAACGAAAACCUUGCUCUCUUUGCUGAACUUGUUGCAUAUGAGCAAGUACCAGGAAUAUUAUGACGCGUACUUGAGCGCACUUGGAUCUCCAGCGGCACAGGAAGAAGAACGUCCCAGGACCUCAUGCGACCAAUCGACGUUGCCGACUGCCGGGACGGACUCGACACCAAAACCCAUUCUGGAACAGUUACUGGAUUCGGUUCGAAAUACCACUGCUGCAGCAACCGCAGCAGUGAAGCUCAGCGCUCUGCGCACAGCUCGUCAUACUGCUGCAUUGCAACGCAAACCGCGCCUGCUUGUCACCGCACAAUCCAAUGCUGCUGUGGAUGAAAUCGUUGUCCGUAUCAUGCGCGAAGGAUUCGUCGAUGGGAAACUGCGCACCUAUUAUCCUGAUAUCGUUCGAAUCGGAGCCGGAGCCCGAGUUCAUCCCAAAGCCCGAGCAGUGACUGCCGAGGCUCGUGCAGAAGCCUUCCUGCAAGCGCUGGAAAGUGCGAAACAUUCCGCAGAAUGGAUUCAACACUGGGAACAACAAUGCAGAGCGCUGCUGGGGCAACUUGAGACGCCCGCUCCACCGCAGCACGACCUGGAGGCGCGAGGUCGCCUGAUGCGGCUCUGGGAUCGCCUGGAUCGCCUCCAACGAGACGAGCGACGCUAUCGCAUGGCAACCUGGCCGGAUCAACGGAUCAGCCGCGAGCAGCGCAUUGCUUGGAUUGCCGGAACAUACCUCGAAGAGGCCGAGAUUGUGCUCUGCACGCUCAGCGGUGCCGCCCUGAUAAAGUCGUGGCUGCGGGACGCACCGCUAGCGAGCGAGGCGCGAUCGCUACCGGAGCGCUCCGGGGAGAGCGUUUCCACGCUGGAUGGUGCGUUCCAAGCACGCGCGAGCACGUUCCCCAUUGUCGUCAUCGACGAGGCCGCACAAGCAACGGAGCUCGCUACCCUGAUUCCGUUGCAGUACGGGUGCGAACGCUGUGUGCUAGCCGGUGACCCGCAACAGCUCCCGGCAACCGUCUUCAGUCGAGGUGAUGCAGGCGUGGCGCUCGCUCGAUCGCUCAUGGAACGUCUGCUGCAAGCCGGCUGGACCGGUCACCUGCUUGACACCCAGUAUCGUAUGCAUCCUGCGAUUGCGACGUUUCCGACACGCUGGUUCUACCAAAAUCAACUCAAGAAUGACGAUUGCGUACGCAGCGAGCUCUAUCGGCCAGCUUUUCAUCGGACUGGGCCACCGCCGCCGCUUCUGGGCCCGUACUGCUUCGUAGAUAUCGCCGAGGCUACAGAGGAGCGGGACGCUACGACAGCGUCGCUGAGUAAUCCCAAGGAGGCGGCGUUUGCGAUGCAGCUUGUGGAGAUCCUCUAUGAGCGCUACUGGAAAGCAUCCGAUCGGGUGUGGCAUCUUGGCAUCUUGACACCGUAUCGAGCGCAGAUGCGUCUGCUCCAACAGGCACUCGACCAGAGCGGCCUCAUUCUGCCGGGGCAGCAGAUGCCCUGCACCAUCGAAAUCGAUACUGUGGAUGCAUUCCAGGGUCGGGAAAAGGACGUCAUCAUAUUCUCGGCUGUGCGUACCGCGCAACAUCGCAGUGGUAUUGGCUUUGUUGGAGAUGUUCGUCGCCUGAAUGUGGCCUUGACGCGGGCCAAAGUAUCUCUCGUGGUGCUGGGUCAUGCGGCCGCUCUCAGAGCGCACAGCGCCGACUGGGAUGCACUCUUGUGCGACGCGGAGCAGCGCGGUCUCUAUUUUGAGUCCUCGAGCGACCUGGUCCAAUCGUGGCUGCAGCGCCACAGGAGCAGCGCCACAGCGUCCGGUUCCGGGAGCGGAGCGGCAGGCUCGAUACCCCCGAGGCCGUCAUCGACCAGGUCUGUGUCGAGCGAUGCCAUGGAUACCCGCGACGGGGCCGCAACGCCGGCGGCAGCGGCGUCAAGCCAAGCACCAACCAGCGCUGCGAGAGACAGCUCCACAGGUGCCGCGUCGACGGCUGCAGUGGCCUUUGCAAGUGCGUUGGAUCCGCGACUUCAGCGAACCGCUGCUGUAUAUUCGAUUCGGAACGGAAGCGAUGCACCGAUAAGCGGGGGUGUCUCGGGGCAGUCCACCCCGCAGGUCCAAGCUGCUGCCAUCGAUGCCCGAUCGUUCAUGAUCGCUUCGUUGACUGCGGGAUUCUCGUUGCCCUCUGUGGUGGCUGCAGCCUACCAGGCGUUCCCACACGAGGCCGAUCAGGUAGCGCAACUCGCUACCGAGCUAGCAGCGCAGACGGGUGCCGUACUAGCCGCGAUGGUGACCAACGCCCCGCAGCAUGCUGUGGAAACCGUUGGUCGUGCACGGCGCGCUUGCGCUCGACGGAAACACAAGGCGACCGGGCUGCGGGAACGUACCGCAUCGAAACACGGGUCUGUGGGGAAUCCCCUGCAUCAGAGGCAUUCGGGCGAAGGAGCCAACGGGGCCGCCUCAGAAGCAGCGUCGACAUCAACGCGCUCACCGCGGUAA